Leptidea sinapis is the source of this 1506-nucleotide messenger RNA. RefSeq names its product prothoracicostatic peptides (gene PTSP). The record is from RefSeq and is a predicted model, not a curated record. Bases 69 to 971 code for a protein of 300 amino acids. The transcript has 7 exons. Lineage: Eukaryota; Metazoa; Arthropoda; Insecta; Lepidoptera; Pieridae.
AGUGACGCUGAGAAUCAGGGCAGGAAGUAUACUGCCUCCCGCGGGAAACUUUACCACGAUCCUACACGAUGCGUUGCUGCGUUGCCGUGGUGUGGGUGUCAGCCCUGGCCAGCCUGGCCGUUGCUGCACCAAACGCGGGCCCCGACUCCCCGCCCCAGCCCCCGCAGAUUGACAGCGAUGUUGAAUUAACAGAAGAAGAUAAGAGCGCCUUGACAGGUCUACAUGGAGGUGGAGAUUGGGGUAAGAGAGGUUGGCAAGAUCUCAACUCUGCGUGGGGCAAGCGGGCCUGGCAGGACCUACAUACAGCCUGGGGAAAACGUGCUUGGCAAGACUUGAACACAGCGUGGGGCAAACGUGCGUGGCAAGACUUGAAUACAGCCUGGGGCAAACGCGGCUGGCAAGAUCUUAACUCUGCCUGGGGCAAAAGGGGAUGGCAAGAUUUAAACGGUGCUUGGGGUAAACGCGCCGAUAGAGAUAUGAAUCAGUACCCUUUGGGAAAGAGAGCUUGGCAGGAUCUUAAUACGGCAUGGGGUAAGAGAGGAUGGCAAGACAUGAGCUCGGCGUGGGGAAAGAGAGGAUGGCAAGACAUGAGCUCGGCGUGGGGUAAGCGAGGCUGGCAAGACAUGAGCUCAGCAUGGGGCAAAAGGACACCUGAAAACUGGAUGAAUUUACACGGGUCAUGGGGCAAACGAAGUUCAGAGCCAGAAUACGAAGACUAUGAUAUAUUUGCAGAGCGACUUGCCCCUCAGCAACAGUUGGAGAGUCCGAUGGAAAGCCCAGAGAAGAAGGCGUGGUCGUCCCUGCAUGGAGCCUGGGGCAAACGGCCAGCCAAGCAGCCGCGCUUCAACAGUGAAGCGUAUUAUUGGAAGCGAGAGCCAGGCUGGACCAAUUUAAGAGGGAUGUGGGGCAAGCGGUCAGCGGAGCAGCCUGUGGACGACCUACAUGAGAACGCAGCGGGUGAGGAAGCCUAAUCAAUGGAUGUACAAUAAUAUACGAUACCUCUUAUAAUGAAACAAAUCGAUAGAUUUAAGUUUGUAAGUCCUUCUACAUUGGCGAUUGUGCGCUACGUUUCCACUGACGCCAGAAGAUUGAGAGAACACCUCGAUACAUGUAGAGCUACGGGAAUGAAUCAUGCUACGCCAGUGCUACGCAGUUUAUGGAUGGAUUCGUGUUUGAUUUUUAGUCUCAUGAUAUGCAUCUGUAGGUAAAACAAUUGUAAAGGAUAAGUUCUAGUUCUAAAAAUUUAAGGCGUAACAGAAUUUUCAUUGAUAUUCUAUGAUUAAACAGCAAAAGCGCAGUGGAGUCGUAGCGAUUAUGUUUACGUACAAAUAUAGUUCUUUAUGGUUUAGUCACCUUCUAGAGAUAAUGUAAUAUAAGAAUAUUUGUAUAACGUUUGUAGCUAGCUUUGAUGUAACUAUACAUAGUGAUACUCAAAUCAUUUAUUAUAUAUUGUUGUAUCUAAGAUGGCCGCGACAUGUUGUCAAUAAAUAUUUAUUCGAAGCCGAA